This is a messenger RNA of Dictyostelium discoideum AX4, 1968 nucleotides long. RefSeq names its product glycoside hydrolase family 47 protein. Lineage: Eukaryota; Evosea; Eumycetozoa; Dictyosteliales; Dictyosteliaceae. The record is from RefSeq and is a predicted model, not a curated record. Gene Ontology annotation, biological process: carbohydrate metabolic process; glycoprotein biosynthetic process. Gene Ontology annotation, cellular component: membrane; Golgi membrane. The coding region runs from base 1 to 1968 and encodes 655 amino acids. Gene Ontology annotation, molecular function: mannosyl-oligosaccharide 1,2-alpha-mannosidase activity; calcium ion binding. The transcript has 2 exons.
AUGGCAUUAAAAAAUAAAUUUAUUGUUGCAAUGUUUGCAUCAAUUUUUAUUAUUUCUUCAUUAACCUUUUUAUUAUUUGAUGGUGGUAUAAAUAAAAACUUUAAUCAAUCAUUACCACCAAAGUGGAAAAUAAAUAUUGGAAAAGAUGGAAAUGUGGAAUAUUUAAAUGAUAAAAAAAAUGUUAAUGAAAAUAAUGAAAAUAAUAAUAAUCAUCAUAACUAUAAUAAUGCUAAUAAUCACAAUGCUAAUAGUGAUCAUAAUAAUGCAAAUAAUAAUAAUAAUCAUAAUAAUCAUAAUAAUAAUCAUAAUAAUCAUAAUAAUAAUCAUAAUAAUCAUAAUAAUAAUCAUAAUAAUCAUAAUAAUAAUAAUCAUAAUAAUAAUAAUAAUAAUAAGAAUGGUAAUAAUAAUAAUAAUAAUAAUAAUAAUAAUAAUAAAAAUCAACAACGUAUUCAAAACACAGAAAAUCAUAAUCAACAAAGUUUUAAAAAGAAAGAAAGUAGUAAUAUUAAAGAUAAUCGUCAUAAAUUACCAAGAUUUAAAGAUGAAAGUCAUAAUCCAUUCAAUAGAAUUGAUAAAGUUUAUAAAGAAAAUGAAAAACAAAAUAUUGAAAGAUCAAGUAAAGUUAGAGAAGCAAUGAAAUUUAGUUGGGAUAAAUAUAAAGAAAAUGCAUGGGGUCAUGAUGAGUUACAUCCAGUUUCAAAUACAUGGAAUGAUUGGUUUGGCAUGGGUUUAACAAUUGUUGAUUCAUUAGAUACCUUAUAUUUAAUGGGUUUAAAAAAUGAAUAUAAUGAAGGUAGAGAAUGGCUUGAAAAGGAAUUAAAACAAAAGAAACCAACUGGUUUAAUGAUAUCAGUUUUUGAAACUAUUAUUAGAUUUUUAGGUCAAUAUUGUACAAUGUAUGAUUUAACAGGUGAUGAAAUUUAUAGAGAGAAAGGAAGAGAAUUGGGUGAUUUACUAUUACAUGCAUUUCCAGAGGGUAAACCAUUUCCACAUACUUCAAUUAAUUUGGCCGAUCAUAGAUCUACAACACAAUCUUGGAUGGGAGAAUGUGUAGUUCUUUCAGAGGUUGGUACUAUCUUUUUAGAGUUUAAUCAUUUGUCAAAGAUAACUGGUGAUCCAAAGUAUAAGGAAUACUCUGAUGGUGUAGUUGACGCAUUGGCCGCUAUGAAACCAACCAUUAAAGGUUUGCUACCAAUUUAUGUCUCUAUGGAUGCCCAAAGAUUCUGCAAUAGUCGUGUCUCGGUUGGUGCAAUGGGUGACUCCUACUAUGAGUAUCUCUUGAAAAUGUGGAUCUAUCACGACGGUCGUGAAGAGAGAUACAGUACCCUAUUCCAAGAAUCUGCAGAUGCAAUCAUUGAACAUCUUUACAAAGUGUCGCCAAAGGGUGAUGGGUAUAUCACAAUUAUGGACUACGACGUGCCAACCAACACACAAGAGCAUCUAACUUGCUUUGCCGGCGGUAUGUAUGCAUUGGCUGCUGUCUCAAAUAUUACUGGUGGUGAUGUUGAAAAGGAUAAACUCUAUAUGAAAGUUGGUGAAGAGGUAACUAAAACUUGUACAAAGCUUUACUUAACCUCGGCCACCGGUCUAGGCCCAGAGACCGCUUACUUCAACCAAAAUGGUGAAAUUGAAUUCUCUGGCCAUUCAGCUGCCCCCCACUACAUCCUUCGUCCUGAAACUGUUGAAAGUUUAUUUAUUCUCUAUCGUCUAACUGGUGAUACCAUCUAUCAAGACUGGGCUUGGCAAAUCUUUGAAUCUAUAAACUCUGUCUGUAGAACUAACAAUGGCUUUGCUGGUGUUAAAGAUGUCUCCAAUAUUCAUACACAAUUCGAUGAUAAUCAACAAAGUUUCUUUAUGGCUGAAACCUUAAAAUAUCUUUACCUAAUCUUCCAACCUUCUUCAGUGAUUCCUCUUAAUAAAUAUGUUUUUAAUACUGAAGCCCAUCCUGUAAAAAUUCAAUAUCAAUAA